ACGUACAUGACACUCCCCAGUCUUAACUGUCCCACUGCAUUCGGCAGUCCACAAUUUGUAUUUCUACUUUUUCAGCAUAUUCCAAAUGUCUAAUUGCUAGUUCAUUUGGUGAGAUAGUAACAAGAUAAUCCGAGGACAAAAUGGCUCGUUUAAAGACAUUGAUGACAGAAAUACUCUUACACGACAAAAGUGAUCACAGUGCUUUCAGAUCUGAUUUACAGGAUGAAAUAAUUAGCCGUUAUAACCUCUUAGAUGUUUUCAAAGAAGUGUUGGAACAAGAACCAAGUGAAAGAAUAAAGCACCUGGCUGUUUGCAUAGUGUUAUGUGCCAAAGCUACUAAUGAUUGGUUUUUAGGUUCCAUUCAAUCUGCUAUUCGGGACAAAUCUUUUUCUUUAAUGAAAGAUAUUUUUCAUCUAUGUUUAGUUCCCAAGGUUUCAAAUAAGGAACACUACAUUUUUGAUAAAAAUGAUUUUGAAGGUGUAGCAAAUAUGUCGGCUACAGUAAUGUCCAUUUUCAAUAUACUGUUAGAAAAAUUCAGCGAAGAAACCACAAAUGAUCAGUUCCGAGCUUUUUUAUCUCAAAUUUCACCAGAUAUGAUUUAUUUAAUUCUUGAACAUAUCAAAGAUGAUUUGUGGACCUCAGAAUUAUCCAGAUUCAUGGCAAAAAAUCUUCUAAGAUUGAUGAAAUUAUUCUAUGAAUGUGUAUCAGAUGAAGAUUUACUGUCUUGCAACCAAAACUUGACAAAUAAAGAUGCUUUCAAAUCAGUUGACCAUAGCAUUAUGAAUCAAAUACUGAAAAUUUUAAAUCCAAAACUGACCAAAAGCAAUUGGGCGAAAUAUCCCAGUGCUAAGUCUGUCUUUGCAUGGUGCCUAUUCCACACAUCAUAUCCCAACUUAUACGAGAAUUUAGAAAAGGUUUUGCCACCCGCACUUAAUUUCAUAGAUGAUUAUGUAAUGGCAAACAGGAUAAGCGGAAUACAGUGCUUACAGCACAUUAUGGAAAAUGUGUCUGCCGAAGAACUGCGUUGGUAUGGUCAUGCUGAUGUUGUGUACACAGCUCUGAAACAUCAGCUUUAUACAAAUGAAGCGGAGUUGAAUGAAGCAUCUUUUCCAGCCAUAUUGACAAUUCUUAAAAUAGUUGAAAAAAUUCCAGUAGUAUCUGAUAGCCAAAUGGAGAGAAAAACAGCUAAGCAUGAUGAAGUAAUACAAAUUAUUUUACUGAAUGCAGAAUGCGAAAAUAAAAUUAUUCUCCGUCAGAUUGUCACAUCAUUUUUAGGUGAUUUUGUUGAUAUAAUGGGACUUUCUACAGUGAAACACCUUCAAAGAAUUCUAAAGGUCAUUGAAAGUUAUUUAGAAGUUUAUGAAGGGCCUGAAGAAAUAACAAGAAUAAAUGUGCUGAAUUUGCUAGAAAAAGUUUUGAAAAAUACUUGGCCUAGAAUUCCAUCACACAUGGAAAACAUUUUGAGAAUGUUAUUGAAGUUUUUAUGCAGUUUAGCAAUUCAAGACUCAUCUAGAACUGAGACAGUGACAAUGCUUCUGACUGAGAAAGUUACCACAUGUUUGAAAUUGUUGAAAGUGAUAGGGGGAGAUAAGUGUGAAAAAUUGAUUAAAUCUGUUGAUAGUCCAAAAUUACCUCCCCUUUGUAUCAAUGUUCUCAAAGAUGUGCAGUAUUCAGUUGAUUGUACUGGGUGAUAUAUGAAUUUCUGAUGAUUAACAGAUUAAACAAAUGUACAGUGCCAUA
This is a messenger RNA of Mytilus trossulus (common blue mussel), 1740 nucleotides long. Its product is annotated as TELO2-interacting protein 2-like. Bases 141 to 1691 code for a protein of 516 amino acids. Gene Ontology annotation, cellular component: TTT Hsp90 cochaperone complex; nucleus; cytosol. The transcript has 2 exons. NCBI's taxonomy places the organism in Eukaryota, Metazoa, Mollusca, Bivalvia, Mytilida, Mytilidae. The record is from RefSeq and is a predicted model, not a curated record.